Messenger RNA from Cetraspora pellucida, 611 nucleotides. The record is from the annotation of a GenBank genome assembly. NCBI's taxonomy places the organism in Eukaryota, Fungi, Glomeromycota, Glomeromycetes, Diversisporales, Gigasporaceae.
ACAAAAAUAAUAUAUUUCAAUUAAUUAAUUAUUCUAAUGAAAAUGAUGAAAUGCAUAUUGAUGACAAUGAUUUUUCAAGUAUAAAAUUAGAGACUGCAACUAAGAAUAACAAAAAAUAUUUAAUAAAAUCAGUUGAUAGUUUUUAUGAAACUGAAAAAAGUGAAGAAGAAAUAAAUAAAUCUAAGAUUGCAAAUAAAUUUAAAUUAAAUGAGAUUACUUUAGCUAUGCAUUAUGUUCCUUAUCCUCAUGAUUCUAAAACAAUUGCUAUUGUUUUAGAAGAAAUUAUUAAUGAUUGGAAGUUAAAUAAUAAAUUUCAAAAAGCAUUAGAUAUAAUGUUAGCAACAUUGGAUGCUAAAUCUGAUUAUAAUUCCAAAACAGAUACUAAACAACUUCAUGCUAUUAUAUUAACUAAAAAUGAAUGGCAAAUAUUAAAACAAUUAACAAAUUUAUUAGCACCUUUUGCUGAAGCAACUACUUUGCUUGGAGGUAGUACCUAUUUUACUUUAAGUUUUAUGUUAUCAGCAAUUAAAGUAUUAUUACAAAAUUGUAAACCUAAAGCAAAUGAUUAUAAGGAUUAUCAAAUUAAAUCUGAAUUUGAUAAUAAUAAAUAA